Rhipicephalus sanguineus (brown dog tick) is the source of this 789-nucleotide messenger RNA. RefSeq names its product ubiquitin-conjugating enzyme E2 Z. The transcript is spliced from 2 exons. Gene Ontology annotation, cellular component: nucleus. Gene Ontology annotation, biological process: negative regulation of apoptotic process. Lineage: Eukaryota; Metazoa; Arthropoda; Arachnida; Ixodida; Ixodidae. The record is from RefSeq and is a predicted model, not a curated record. The coding region runs from base 1 to 789 and encodes 262 amino acids. Gene Ontology annotation, molecular function: ubiquitin conjugating enzyme activity; cysteine-type endopeptidase inhibitor activity.
AUGUACCACGAAAUCCCUUUCCCCGUGUUCCAAAUGAAACCACCAAAUUCCUGGGACCCGUUCGAGCACCAGGACGAGCAGCCCAGUCAGCAGUGCCUGCAAAGGGUGAGGAAGGACAUCGUCGACUUCGUCGCGCAUCCACCGCCGAGGAUAUUCAUCUCCCCCGUGGAAAGCGACAUGACGGGGAUCGACGUGCUAAUUCUGGGCACGCCGGAUUCGCCGUACGAAGGUGGCGCCUUUCAGUUCUACCUCAAGUGCCCGCCGGACUACCCGCUGAGUCCGCCCCGAGUCCGAUUCCUGAACACGGACGAGGGCAGAGUUCGAUUUCACGCGCACCUCUGCGCCACGGGCAAGGUCUGCGUCAGGACCCUGGGCACGCUGCGCGGACCGGGUUGGAACCCGACCCAGUCGCUGCGGGGCACACUAGCUUCCAUCCAAUGGCUGUUAGGUGCGCACCCGCUGUACGCGUUCAGGUUGCAAGCGACGCGACGAGAAGUCGCGUCGUACGACAUCUUCGUCCAGUACGAGACGAUCCGGGUAGCCGUGUGCGACCAAGUCGACGCGGCCCUCAGGGAGGACGCCCGUUGCUACCGAAAGUACGAGAACACCGUCAGGGCGCGGCUUCAUCAGAAUGGCUGGAAGUUGUGGGACCCCGUCGGUUGCAAGUACACCACCGCGCAGUACGAGACGUUGCUGACGCGACUGCAGGAACUCAGGGACAAGGUCCAGGAGCAGAAGAAGGCCGAAGUUGUCGCGACCGCAUGCGUGGCUCCUGCGGCCGAGGUUUAA